Molecule: messenger RNA, 1462 nt
Organism: Phalacrocorax carbo (great cormorant)
Lineage: Eukaryota; Metazoa; Chordata; Aves; Suliformes; Phalacrocoracidae
Source: RefSeq, a predicted model, not a curated record
GCGCUGGUGAGGGAUGCUGUGCCGAUGUUUCGCCUUUUCUCCCCCCACCCCGCUAACGUCAUGCGCGCAAACUCGAGAGCGCCUCGCGCGCCUGGUGGGAAAAGGGGGCGUGGAUGGCAGCGUUCUUUAACGCCGUUCUUCUCUGACACUGUGUAAGGAAUGGAAUGCGGGGGCGGGGCCGGGGCCGCCAUGGCCUCAAUCCAGUCACUUCUACUAGGAAAACUGGUGGGAGGUGGGGGUAAUUGCACUCUGCAGCCGGAAAAUACGUUACAGCUGAGGCAGCCGUCCUCGCCCGCGGAAAGGUGGGGGCUGGCCUGCUCCCAAUGCCUCGCCCGGGAGAUCAGAGCAACGCCUGCCUUUCGCUGGAGCUCGGCGGGAGUUGAGAGCUGAUGGGAGGCGGAAGAGGUGCCUCGGAGAGCAGGGUUUCCCCAAGAGAAAAACAGAAAAGAUGUUUCAUAUUAAAGCUUGGGCUGAAUACAUCGUGGAGUGGGCUGCAAAGGACCUUUACGGCUUUCUUACUUCAGUGAUCUUUGCCCUUACACCAUUGUUCGUAAUUAGUGCAGCACUUUCAUGGAAGCUUGCAAAUAUGAUUGAAGCCGGGGAGCGAGAGCAAAAGAAGAAACAGAAAUGCCAAGAGAAUAUUGCAGAAGCCAAACAAACAAAGAAGGAUUAAAUGGUCAAAAAAAAGGCCUGCCUUGUGCAAAGAAUCCACUUCUUUAUGAAGCACUGUUUUACAUUUUGUUUUGUAAUGUUCUUUUGAUACUUGACCCUGUUAUUUCUUGAAGUAUGAAAUUUAGUCCUUUUAAUAUAUAUUUUUUUUUCUGCUGAGAUGAUUUGUGUUAAAGUUUGUUCAAAAGACACUUGUUAUAGCCAUUAAAUCGACUACUUGUCUUCUAGUGCAGGUUACUUUUCAAAAUUUGCAUUUUUUUUUUCCUUAGCUGAGCUAUGACUUCAGUAUCUUGAUUGUCAAAUUAUGGGGAAAAUGGGAAUGACUUGCUAUUGUCCCUAAAUCAGGGUUCUUUACCCUGAUGUGUCAUACCCAUGGUGUACAAAAUGCUGAUUGACACACUGAGUCGAGAUAUUUAUCUUUAUUGCCAGUCUGCAGAGUGGUUGUAUCGUUUGUGUUUCUGCUUUUUUCCCUUUUUCCCUUUUCCUUUUUAUUAUAUUAUCAUUAUUGUUAUUACUGUAAUAAUCAUUAUCAUUAUCUUAUUUUAAUUAUUAAACUGUUCUUAUCUCAAUCCACAAGUUUUGUUGUUUGUGUUUUUUUAUUAUUUUGCUCUUCCAAUUCUCUCCCCCAUCCUUUUUAGUUGCCAACUGAGGCUGAACCAGGACUUUUUUUUUUUUUUUCUUGGAAAACUAAUGAAUAUGUAUGUAAAAGUUGUAUAAGUUAUGCAGCUAACCCUGUGCGGGCAUGCACAUUAGGAGAAGUGUUCCCCUGUGCAUCUAGUGCUGCAAUAAAGAA